Messenger RNA from Durusdinium trenchii, 2028 nucleotides. NCBI's taxonomy places the organism in Eukaryota, Dinophyceae, Suessiales, Symbiodiniaceae. The record is from the annotation of a GenBank genome assembly.
AUGUGUGAGCCGAAGAGGGCUUCAGGGAACAUCGAGGUUCCUAAAGAUGUCUUUGAGAAGUAUCAAGCCAAGGGGGCUACACGGGAGAAGUUGUUUGAGGCGUUUAUCAAAACUGGUGGGGAAAAGGAGCAGUUUAUCAAGGUGGUUCAGUUGGAGAAAUCGGUUGAGCAAAUCAACCAAUUGGAGACUGAAGGGGGCUUUUACACAGAGAAGGAGAUGAAAGAUGUUUUGAAGUUCACAGUCAAUGAGCUUGAGCAGCACAUGGAGGAGAUCCUGCAAGUCUUGAACAAGGUGGUUUCGUCUUGCAAGACGGUGGAUGCCUUGCACAAAGACUUGAACAACGUCUAUGAUCAAUUCACAGAUAUGCAGGGGGAUCUCAAGGUUGGGAAGUGCAAGAUUGACGAGGAGAAGGCCCAAAGCAAUCCAAUGCAUAACCUACCGUGCUACUUUGCUCCUGGCUUUGGCUUAGGUCCCACUGUGAGCGGAACGGCUGAGUACCUUGCUGGUCAAGUUGGUGCCGGGGUGCCAACCUUAGCCGACGUGCCUUGCUCAGAGGUGGUGAAGUGCGCCAAGAAAGCCUGGGACGACGCCGCUGGGUCUUCUAGCAGGGUUGCCAAAUGCCCUGUUGUUGAACGCAUGAAGGGCAUGAAUGAAGCCAAUGCGGAGGAGCAAACGCAUCCCGUUCUACGAAAAUACAACUUAUCCUUGCCGGUAGACUUGAGCCCUAUCUCUGGUGGUUUGCUGGACCAGUACCCGCGGCUGAAACCAAUAGACUUUUUGGAAUACAUGAGAGAAAGCGGCAGGCUCAACCGCCUUCUUGGGGGCAAGCAGGUUGCUGGUGCACGUCAGCAAUUGGAACAGUUUUGGAAGAAUUAUGAACUCUGCCACCCAGACUUCGGACUUUUUUUUGAAGAAAGUGUCGACUACGGUUUGUGCAUCCCAGUAUUUGCACACGCUGAUGGUGGCCGAGGGUACAAGAAGUCAGAGUUCAUGGUUUUCAACUGGAGCUCUGUAAUAGGCAGCGGCACUGGACAAGCCAACAAAAAGGACCACUCCAUUAGGCAGCUCAAGAAACAAUCGGACCAGUCUCAAAUCAAUUUGCUUGGAAACUCCUACGGAACUCACUACAUGUACUCCGUCAUGCCAGCUGCCUGGCAUAAAGAUGAUUCCCGCUUUCAAGAAAUGUUGACGCAAAUGGGGAAAGAUCUUUUUGAGUGCUACGAGCAUGGAGUUGAACUGUGUGGGGGGGAGCGCUUACGACUGGUGUGUCUGGGUCUCACGGCUGACCUGAAACUUCAGGCCAGAGCUGGCAAGUUUACACGUUGGUACUCAACGUGUAGGAAAGCACCCCAGGAUGAGACCAAGAAGACUCAAACCAUUGGCAUGUGCUGCUUUCUUUGCCCAGCAGGCCACCCUCAGAUCCCGUUUGAAGAGAUUCACACUGAGUUCCCUACGUGGCGGCAGGAGAUGGCUGAGUUCGCAGUCGUGCCACCUUGGAAUGAGGGGGAUACUUGUGGUCUGCUCACAGAAUCUUUCCUUUACCAUUCCCAGCCAGCCAAGUUCUUCCUCAUUGACUUGUUCCAUACGUACUUGGCUGGGUUUGGUCAAGAUCAUGCAGCUUCAUGCCUGGUGUUCAUGUUGGGGAAAAUCUUUGGUGGAACAAGUGUUGAAGUGCAGCUUGAGAGUUUGAAUGCUGCUUGGCGUCAUUGGAAGAGAAUGCACCAUGUGACCACCCACACCUACAACUUUACCCGCCAGCUUCUCAACUUCUUGGAUGGGACCAAGACAUUCCCAACAGGUACCUGGUCAAAGGCGUCUGAUACAGCUAAAAUUUUGACCUUCAUCUCGGACAUGUUGGACCUGUAUGACGACAAAGUGUCCAGUGACAAAGGGCUCUACUACAUCAAGGUUUCGUGUGGUUCCCUUCGUGAAUCAAUGGUGAGCUUAUACAUGGCUGACCUUUGGGUUGACCCCUGGAUGAAAGAGUACAAACUUUCUUUUCUUUUGAAACACUGGUAUGCCCUGUAG